Molecule: messenger RNA, 3810 nt
Organism: Volvox carteri f. nagariensis
Lineage: Eukaryota; Viridiplantae; Chlorophyta; Chlorophyceae; Chlamydomonadales; Volvocaceae
Gene: rlsG
Product: RegA-like protein RlsG
Exons: 10
Coding region: 1-3810 (1269 amino acids)
Source: RefSeq, a predicted model, not a curated record
AUGGGCACACACAGGCGCGGACGCGGACCCACGCGUGGGGGGGGAGCUAGGCGUGGCGCGGGCCGGCAGGACCGUGGCCGCGGCAGCCAUAGCCGCGGUGGUCGUGGUGGUCGCGGCCGGCGGGGUGGCCGUGGUGGUGGGCCUGCGGCAGCGGAUGCGGCGGCGGCGGAGGAGGAGCAGGAGGAGGAGGAGGAAGAGGAGGAGGAGGACGCCACUGAGGAUGAUGUUGGAGAGCCACAGGCACAACGUGGUCGUGGCAAUGGACGUGGGGGUGGCAGGCGGCCCCGGUUCAAGUACACACGCGAGAUGCGUGGGGACCUUGGCGAUCGGUACCAGGAAGAUGCGCAUAGGGGCAGGACCACUGGGCAGUACAGAACGCAGAUGAACAAGUUCAGGGAGUUCCUUGGACAGCUGCAGGAGGACAUUGGGAAGCUGGCAGAAGACCUUGUGGGGAGCGAGCUGGCGGAGGUCGGCGGGCAGUGGCUCCAGUGGAUCACUGAACGAAAAGGUGGUCGUGUCGUACAUGCUUCCAUCCUGCGUGGAGCAAAUGCUGUGGAGUGUCCCAUACGUGCGCUGGUGGAGUACCUUUACACCAUGUACACCCUGGCUGGCGAGGAGUACCCUGACCCGCUAAAAGAGGAGGACUGGCCAGCGGUUGCAGAAGUUGAGAAGCGCAAGGUCACAGGGUGCAAUGCUCGCUUGUCUGUGCCGUACCACUUGCAGUUCCUGGAGUUUGCAGCUCGGUGUGCAGCCCAGGACGCAUUGGAGCUUGCAAACACCUGCCCUAACAACCUUUUAGUCCUCUGCUUACAGAAGAAUCCAAUGUGGCAGCAGGUCUACUCCCGCUACAGGCACGCUCUUGCUAAUGGGCUAGCCACGAAGAGGCUGCGGGAGAUGGAACGGGUGCGACCCGGUCCUACGGAUGCGAAGCGUUUGAAGCGGGCCAGCAAAGGUGGGACCUCGACAGGUGGCACUCUUGACGAUGGUAUCGAUGCUGGCGAGCAGACAGAGCGCGGAGACUCUGCCGCUGCAGCCGCCGCUGGGGGGCCCGGUACGCCAACGCAGGGUACGAUCUACGGCAUCUUCCACCCCGACAGAUAUCUGUCUGGGGAGGACUGUAUUGACUACCAGGGCAACUUCAUCACGAGGUCCAAAUUCGAAAAGCUUGGCGGCUCGCUGAUGGCCAAGUGGUACAGAAGCAUACGCGUGGUCACGACGGACGAGCCCCUGGGCACCUGGCUUACUCGGCGAGGACUGCCGGUGCUCAAGGGAACCUCCAGGAAUCGCAAACAGGUGAUGGCGGAUAUGAAUACUAGCACCACAAGCAACGACAAGGACAACGGCCAGGUGGCGACCCGUGCGACGGGUCCUAAGGCCGGCAGCGGCGGCGGCGGCGGCGGGGGCGGCCGUAACAAAAUCGCGGGGUCCCUCUCCGGUACGGGCAAUCCUGAUGGUGGGCCCGGCAAGCGCGCUGCCGCGGCCGCCGCCGCUGACGGCACGUCAGGUGGCGGCCGUGACGCUGCGACGGCACCUGUGCCGGCCGCCAGCGGCUACGGCACGGGAAGCGGCGAUGACGCCGUACCUGCCACUUCUCAGGCCGGAUCUGGUCAUGGGUGUGUAUUCAACUCCCGGGGUGGAGCCGAUAAGGAGGCGACGACGGCGGCGACGAAGUCAGGCCCUACUGGCGGCGGUGGCGCCGCCGCCGCCGCUCCCUCUCUGCAGCUUCGGCUAUCCCUCGGCACGGAAAGGCCUUUCGCUGAUCAGCCGGCAGCGGCCGUCACCGCCGCCGCCGGCGGCGUCGCUUGCUCCGGCAGCCUGCUGCCAUCUGCAACGGCAGCGGCGGUGGCGCUGUCAGCACGCGCAGCUGAUCCGUACAUGUUACCAAGCGGCUCGCCGCUCGGCGGCUCGCCGAGCGGGCGAGCCGCCUGUCUGCCGGUUCUCACCGCCCCUAACCCUGGGGUUGAUGAUGCUCGAGUGCCGCCGUACAAUGCUGCGCUGCGUGGACCACAGCGCUUUAGUCCUAGCUGCAGCUCACAGGUAUCGUCGGACGAGCCGCUGCAGGCCAGUUUCCUGUCGUACGCGACGGCCUCGGAGGCUGCCAUUGCAGCCAGCGUCCCCGCCAACGCCUCCGUUGCCACCGGGAUUGAUAUGUGCUAUCAGGCUGCGGCACCGCUUCCUGUCCGCUUUUCCGUGCCGGCUUCGGGCUCUGGCUUGUCUGUGGAGCUGCCGCCGGGCGUCGAGGUCGGUGGCAACGGCGUCGGGCACGACAGCGGCGCCGCCGACAGCAUGCGCUCCGUGAUGGCAGCCGUGGCCCAGCCGACGUUGCCGCCGCGGGAAGCAGCCACCUUCUGCUUUGUCAGCGGAAACUCGCUCGGGCGGGCCCCUGGGCAAAGCAUUCUUGGCAGCGGCGGCGGCGGCGUGAGCGCCCCGCCGGCGCCACCGCCUGGUCUGCACACAUCACCGGAACAAGCAGAUGCAGCUUGGCUGUAUUGGGCCUGGUCAGGUUAUGGGGACUUACAGGAAGGCAGUGGGCAGUUGAGGUCGGCGCCAGUGGCGGCAGCACCGCAGCCCAUGGUUACCGUUGUCCGUACGGCACCCGACACGGCCUCGGAGCGGCUUCAUAUUCGCAAUGGCGCCGCCCUUGGUGCUGGCGGCGGACAGCUGCCGUGCGCACAGAGCUGCGGUGGCGGCAGUCGGAGCAUCGACGCCGCCGCAUCACUGCACAUGAGCACCGGGGCCGUCAACGGCGCCGCCGGGUCGUCCUGGCCAUCUCUACUGCCAGCACCCUCCUUAGCGCGCUCGUACGGUGGCGGCACGGACAGCUGCGGUUACGGUGGUGCUGGGAUCGCCGCCACAACUACCACUACCAACGGCGGUGUAAGCCUCGUAAGCUACUUCGGCAAUGGCGGCCGAAGAAGCCUUACGCAUUUCGAGCAUAACACUCCUCAGGGCGCUCCCUCGAAAUGGGCGGCACCGCUGCUAGGCUCGAGCGGGCCUUCGGAGCCGUCGCAACCUUCCAACUCACGACCGCUGAACCGUAUCGAGAUGGUGAAGCAGGAGCUACUGCGCGGAACACGCGUGGGGGGAGGCGCUACUGCAUCCACUGGCGGCGAGGUGUUAUGGAAUUCCGGAGCCCCGCGGGGCCUCCAAUCCACAACGCUGGCGUCGCUGCCCCAGCAGCCGCCGCCGCCGCCGCCGUCCCAUCAACUACCACAGCCGCCAUUGGUGCAGCUACGAUGCGGUGUCUCGGGCAGCUUUGAGGCGCGAGUGGAGCGGCUCAUGCGGGGAGGCAGUAGCAGCAGUGGCGGCGGUUGCUGCAGCGGCAGUAGCAUGACGCUGGACUGUUCGGGAGUUAGGGUGGCUGCUGCUGCUGCUGCUGGGUCCGCCGGCGGCGGCGGCGCUCUCCUGACCACUUCCUGCAUUGGCUGCAGCAGCAGUGGUGGCAAUGGAGAUGGAAGAGUUGGAGUCGAACCCGGCGCGGAUGCAGGCGCCGCGGCAGCUCUAGCGGGGAGGAUGGCGCACAAGCACCCGACGGGCUGCUUCGGCCAGCCGCAACAAGGUGGUCCCAAUGCGUUGCAACACCUCCCCGCAGGGGGCAGCCAGCAGGCGCUGAGGCUUCAAGACUGCGAGGCAGCUGCAGGCGGCACGGCGGCGCUAGGCUGGUGCGGACCCCUAGGACCCGGCCCUCCCCAUUUUCCAGGCAACACCGCGGCGUCGUCCUGGGGCCUCUGCUUAGGUGGUGUGGGCUGCCGCCUGCCGGGGUGUUGGAACUGGUCUACUUGCAGAAGUGGCUUUGAGCAGAAGCCCUAG